CUUCUGCUAUUCCAUUUCCAUGAGCUACAGACACAUACACCGAAGGGGAGAGGUGUUUCUCUUCGCUCCCUGACAUUAUCCAAUUGCGCCCUGUGGUGGAUCGACCAUACGACUAUACCAGCAGGCCACCCAACCCUCCUUUCUUCAUUGUUCUUCUUUCUUCGCGCGAUCGCGGGUUUCGCAAUGGCGCGAAAAUCGGCUCUGAAGCGAACCCUCGUUACGUUCUUCGUCGCUUUGGUCACUUUUGCCUUUUUCAGCACCUUCUUCAACCCCACCAACGUUGCCAAUUCCUCCGCCAAAAUCGAUGACACCGCCUUCUCGUCUAAUUCAGCUAAAACUGCUUCCGUCGUGCUCAGGGAGAGCAAUCAUCGCUCUGGGAAUUUGCCUGUCAAAGUCUACGUCUAUGAUCUUCCCACCAGGUUCACCUAUGGAGUCAUCGAGCAACAUUCCUUGGCGCGUGGUGGUAGACAUGUCGAUGAUGUGACCACUCUCAAGUACCCAGGACAUCAGCACAUGUCGGAGUGGUACCUUUACUCUGAUCUCAUGCGGCCCCAGUCCGCGCGUGCUGCUUCGCCUGUUGUUAGGGUAUUGGAUCCCGAGGAGGCAGACCUAUUCUUUGUGCCGUUCUUUUCUUCUCUGAGUUUGAUUGUGAACCCGAUUCGCCCCCCCGGUACGACGGACUCUGAGAAGCCUGUUUAUAGCGACGAGCAGAAUGAGGAGGCGCUGGUGGAGUGGCUGGAGGAGCAGGAGUAUUGGAAAAGGAAUGAUGGGAGAGACCAUGUGUUUGUCGCUUCAGAUCCGAAUGCGCUGUACCGGGUGGUCGAUAGGGUAAAGAACAGUGUGUUGCUUGUGUCGGAUUUUGGGCGUCUGCGACCGGACCAGGGAUCCAUUAUUAAGGACGUCGUAAUACCAUACUCUCACCGAAUCCGAGUGUAUGACGGUGAUGUUGGUCUCGACAAUCGCAAGACGUUGUUGUUCUUCAUGGGCAACAGAUAUCGCAAGGAGGGAGGCAAAAUUCGUGAUACACUCUUUCAAAUUCUUGAAAAAGAAAAGGAUGUAAUAAUAAAGCAUGGAGCACAGUCCAGGGAGAGUAGACGCGCAGCUUCACAAGGAAUGCAUACAUCGAAGUUCUGUUUACAUCCUGCUGGAGAUACUCCAUCAGCUUGCCGACUCUUUGAUGCUAUUGUUAGCUUGUGCGUUCCAGUGAUUGUUAGUGAUAGUAUUGAAUUGCCAUUUGAAGACACUAUAGACUACAGAAAAAUUGCAAUAUUCGUAGAAUCUACUGCUGCUAUAAAGCCUGGAUACUUGGUGUCAGCGUUGAGAGCGGUAUCUCCAGAUAGGAUCCUUGAAUAUCAGAAAGAACUAAAAGAGGUGAAGCGAUACUUUCAAUAUGCGGAAUCAGAUGGAACAGUUAAUGAAAUCUGGAGACAGGUUUCAAGGAAGCUACCCUUGAUCAAACUGAUGAUUAACCGUGAGAAAAGGCUGGUCAGAAAGGAUUCUGACUGCUCUUGUGUGUGUACAAACCGGACUGCAGUUAGUACUCUAUAGCGGCUCUUUGGUGAGUGUAUGUUUUAUUUUCACUCUUGGAGGGCUAUCUCACUAGUCCAGGGACGAGUUCACCAUAUUCCAAGAUUCCUGGCACGUUUUGUGGUAGAUGCCACCAUACAAAUAUAAAUUUUCAUAAGACACGAUUUGAUAACUUGGUUGUACCUUAAUUUGUACAGGAUAGGAUAUACAGCAAUUUGACUAUUCUUUUAAUUCUUUGAAAGGUUCCCGUUUCUUUAUUUACCUCUAGUUUUGUCAAGAUGGAUUUGGUGCCAUGGCUCACUCAUGAAAUGUCUAGGUUAGAUUUGUCACCA
Neltuma alba is the source of this 1859-nucleotide messenger RNA. Its product is annotated as probable arabinosyltransferase ARAD1. Gene Ontology annotation, molecular function: glycosyltransferase activity. The coding region runs from base 184 to 1548 and encodes 454 amino acids. Lineage: Eukaryota; Viridiplantae; Streptophyta; Magnoliopsida; Fabales; Fabaceae. The record is from RefSeq and is a predicted model, not a curated record. The transcript has 3 exons.